Molecule: messenger RNA, 4186 nt
Organism: Paramecium sonneborni
Lineage: Eukaryota; Ciliophora; Oligohymenophorea; Peniculida; Parameciidae
Source: the annotation of a GenBank genome assembly
AUGUAAGAAAUGAAUGACGAAAAAGUAUAUUUGUUUCUACUUCCACCCUUAUUAUAUGACCAUUUAAAUAAGAAUAGAACAAAGAAACUUUAUUUUUAAAUUUUCAAAUUCCUUCAUCUCAUCAUAAUGUGCAUUUGGAAAAUGUUAGACAAUCUAAAUAGAGGUUAAACAAUAAUAAUAACAUUUAUAUUAUUAUUGUUUGCUUUCUAUUUCUAAAAGAAAUAAGAGUAAUAACUCAAAAAUGCUGAAGGUGGUCUUGAAGACACUAUUAAUAUCAAAACUAGUUAAGACACAGAUAGAAUAUAGGAAUUAUAAAAUAGUUUGGUUAGUAUAAUAAAAUUAGAUGGUAAAUUAAAUUUGAUGAUGUGCAAUUCAAGAGCAUAAGAUUUAUUGAAAAAUAUCAAUAUUUAGGAACUUUUGAAUAGUCCAUUAUAAUCAGUAGACAAAUAGACUAAAUUAUUGAUGUAGGAAUAAUUUAGUUGUAAAUUUCCUUCAAUAUAGGAUUUGAAAGAUGUUUAACAAAAUUAUUCCUUGAAUGAAUUAUUGGAACAAUUAUAAUAAUUAUAGAAAUUCCCAUAUGAAUUUGAAGUUUUCAGUAUUCGUGGGUAUAAUGAUCUUCAUUUGAAAGUUUUUUAUUUUGAACCCAAAUCUUUUACAAUCAUAAUAUAAAAUAUGGAAGAAUAUAAUUUGUAAAUUAAGAAAGUGUUCACAUAAACUACAAUGCAACAAUUAUUUAAGAGUUUUAGUCAUGAAUAUAAUACAUCAUUAAAUUAUAUAUUAGCAUUGGCCUAAGUAGCAGAAUGUCAUGAAGAUGUACCAUAAAAUAUAUAAGAAUAAUUUUUCAAACCUAUAUUAGUAAAUGGUAAAGUGAUGCAUAGCAUGGUUUUGGAUAUGAUGGAUUAUAAUAGUAUUUUAGGGAAGACAUUUAGUUUAUAAGUAGGAGUAUUCAACAUAUAGGAAUUAAUAAUAGAAGUAAUUUCCCUUUUUAAAGAUUAAAUAUCAAAAAAGAAUUUAGAAAUUAAAACAGAUUUUAAUUCUAAAAUAAAACAAAUUCUAUCAGAUAGAAAUAGAAUUAAGUAGAUUUUGAUUAAUUUAGUAUCAAAUGCUUAAAAGUUUACACUUCAAGGAUCAAUAUCCUUAAAGGUUGAAACAUGUUAGUCUACUAAAAAUUAAUAAUAUGUAGUGUUUCAUGUUGAAGAUACUGGAAUAGGAAUGAAAAAGUAAGAAUAAGAUCGAUUAACUUUAUUAUUGUAAUCAGGAGUGCCAUCAAUAUAGAAAAUAUCAAAAAAUACAGCAGGGUUUGGAUUGGGAUUAUUUAUUAGUAAUAAGAUUGCAGAAGCAUUAUCAUAAUAGAGAUAUGAAAAAGGAGGGGGUUUAAGAUUUGAAACAUAAACAGGUAAAGGUUUUCAUUGUUGGUUUUCUGUGUAUCCUUAAACAGUUAGUCCUGGAGUCAAAUCUAAUAACCCAAAAAGUCCUUUAAUAGUUUUGAAUAAAAAGAUUGUUAUAGAUACUAGAUAGACAGAAGUUAAUGCUGGAAUAGAGACAUGCAAAAGAGGAUUAAUGAGAACUAAAUUCUCUCAUUUAUUAAAUAAUAAUGGUUAGAUCAUUAAUGAAAGUAAUCAAAUUAGACCAAGAAGACCUUAAAGUUAAAUACGUUUUGUUUAAGAACUUAUAGAUGCAGUUUCUAUUGAAACAGUAAAUAAUGAAUGUUCAAUUGAAGAUUAUUAAACUAGAGUCAAAUAUAUUAAAUCUUAAUAAUAAUAAUAAUAAUAACAAUCAUUUUUAAUGAGAAGCAAUUAAUCAUUAAUAGAAUGUCGUUGUCCAAAUAUACUCAUUGUUGAUGAUGAAUAAAUUAAUAUAUUAGCAUUAUCAAUCUUAUUAGAAUAACUUGGUUUUACUUCAGAUUAAGUAUUUAAUGGAAAAGAAUGUGUAGAUUUAAUAUAUUCAAAAUAAAAAAAAAGUAUAAUGUUAAUUUAUUUUUUUAUAGCUAAUUGUUUGAAAUGCUUUGAUAAGUAGUAUUAAUUAAUAUUUAUGGAUAUCAAUAUGCCUCUUCUUGAUGGUUGGGAAGCAUCUAGAUAAAUUAAAAAACGAUUCUCAAUUCCUAUUAUAGCUUGUACUGCUUUUACUGAUAAUCAAACAAAAGAAUAAUGCUAUCAAAAUGGAAUAGAUUAUUAUUUAUCUAAACCAGUAAAAAAGGAAUCAUUAAUUUAAGUGUUGUAAUAUUAUCGUAUAUUUUGACUUUAAAAUCUUUUAUAUAAUUUAAUUAAUUUUAUUACACUAUCAAAUAAUCUUAGGAGUACUUGAUUAUAAUUUUUUUAUUUAACAACAUUAUCAAUAAGUUGAUUAUUUUAAUUUUUAUAUUUAGAUUGUAUUUUUUUUAAAUUAUAUGCGGUGACGUAAAUAUCAAAUUAGAAUAAUAAACAAAAUUAUUAUUAUGUCAUCUCAUUUUUAGUAUUUAAACUUAAAAUCACAAAUAACAAUAAUUUAUGCUCAAUAAUUGUGGGGAAUUCUUAAGAAGAAUAGAUUAAUUUGGAGCUAGUUAUAAACCUAGCUAUGCAUAUGGUGAAGUUUAAUAUAAGACUUCUUUGGGAGGAUUAUUAUCAAUUAUUUUAUAUGGAUUAAGUUUAGCUUAUUUGGUGUAUGAAAUAGUGCUAUGGAGAUCAGGAAGAAUACUUCCAAAAAUUACAUCUUUGCAUACUGAAAUUGAAACAUAUGAAUUAUCUUUUGAUAAAGUAACUAUAGCAUCCUUUUGUCUGAGAAGACAUAAGAGUAUUACAAAUUAAAUUGAUCCUUUUGAUCCCAAACAUAUAAUUUUACUACCAAUGCUAUAUGAAAUAAUAGAUGAUGAACUCUAAAAACCAUUACCAUUACUAUCAACAAAAAAAUCAGAAAAACAUUAAACUAUAUUAAUAGAACUCAAAGAUGUCAUAUUAUCAAAUAAUGAACAAGAAUCAGUUGAUCAUCCAAAUAGAGAAUAUAUGCUUACAUUAUAAUAAUGUGUUUAACAUUUAUUACCUUCUGGGUGGCUUUGUGCAAAUGAAGAUACAAUUAAAGAAUUCUUUAAUUAAAAAUAAAACUAAUUGACUAUCCAAACUUUUGUAAAUUAAUAUAAUACUUCUACACGAUAAUUAGAAUUAGUUGAGUAAGAUUACUAUGCAUCAAUUGAUAAUAAAACAACAUAUUUUAGUCAAAUAACUAUAUGCACAUCAAAUGUAUCAAUUGAUACUGGAUUUCUAUUAGAAAGUACAGAAAUUAUGGAAUUUCCUAGUUCUACUUAAUAAUAUAUUCAAUAAAUGGAUUUAGAUUAUUUUACUCAUACUUUUCAUGAAGAAGUAUAUGUUGUAUUUGAAUUUGAAUUAGGAACCCUUUAAUCUACAAUUUUUAUUGAAUAUCCGAAAAUUUCAGAAGUCUUAGCAAAUAUUGGAUCAAUAAUUUCUUUCUUCUUAUUUUUUUCUCAUGUUGCUUAUAUCAUAAAUGAGAAAAAUCUUGAAUUAAAAGUUGUUAGAACUCUGAUAGAGAUGUAUUAUCCUUAAGUGAAAGAAAUUACAUUUAUUAAAAAUUUAUUUGGCAAAAUUACUUAAAUUCGAUAUUAAAAUUAGAAAGUAGCCUUAACAUUUUUAGAAUCAUAUAAAAAAUUAUAAAAAAUUGCUUCUGCUAAAUUGUGUUUAACUAAUACUCUAUAUGAAAUCUCAAGAUUAUAAUUCAUUAUUAGAUCUAUAAGUGAUAAAUAAAUCCUUAAAAGUUGCCAUGAUAUUGGAAUUAGAUUAAAAUCACUUGAAAUCGAACCAGAUAUUGAAAAAUAAAAUGGCAUAAAAAUUGAUAAUUUAUAGAAUAAUCAGGAAUUGAAGUAGGAAAUUAUUGAUAAUAAUUCAAUUGAUGAUCAAAAUCGAAAUAUCCUAAGAAUUGUAAUUUUUCAUUUUAUCUUAAUUAGAUACCAUAAACUUUAGGAGAUGGACCAUCUUAAAUAAUCUAAUUAGAAUAAUUAAAUUAAUCUCAAAGUCUAUUCUUGGGAAAGAAUUUAUAACCAUAAGAAUCUUUAGAUGAUGAUUAGAAAUUAACAGAUGAAGAUUUCUAUAUCCUUAUGUAACAAUAACCUAAAAUAAAAGAAUUAAAUAUUAUUGAUAUAUAUGAAACAGUUACACCUAAAGUUUAAACCUAAAAUAAUCAGAACAAUUUUUCCAUAUGA